GAGAGAUGGGGAGUGGGGAGCCGAAUCCUGCUGGCAAGAAAAAGAAGUACCUCAAGGCCGCCCUGUACGUGGGGGACCUGGACCCAGAUGUCACCGAGGACAUGCUGUAUAAGAAGUUCAGGCCUGCUGGCCCCCUGCGCUUCACACGCAUCUGCCGUGACCCGGUGACCCGCAGCCCCCUGGGCUACGGCUAUGUGAAUUUCCGCUUUCCUGCGGAUGCCGAGUGGGCCCUGAACACCAUGAAUUUCGAUCUGAUUAAUGGCAAACCCUUCCGUCUCAUGUGGUCACAGCCAGAUGACCGCUUAAGAAAGUCUGGAGUUGGCAACAUAUUCAUCAAGAACCUGGACAAAUCCAUAGACAAUAGGGCCCUGUUUUAUUUAUUCUCGGCUUUUGGGAACAUCCUGUCCUGUAAAGUGGUAAGCGAUGACCAUGGCUCUAAGGGCUAUGCCUAUGUGCAUUUUGACAGCCUGGCUGCUGCCAACAGGGCCAUCUGGCACAUGAAUGGAGUGCGGCUCAACAACCGCCAGGUGUAUGUCGGCCGAUUCAAAUUCCCGGAAGAGCGGGCAGCGGAGGUCAGAACCAGGGAUAGGGCCACUUUCACGAAUGUUUUCGUUAAAAACUUUGGUGAUGACAUGGAUGACGCAAAACUGAAGGAACUGUUUAGUGAAUAUGGGCCAACCGAGAGUGUCAAGGUAAUACGAGAUGCCAGUGGGAAAUCCAAAGGUUUUGGAUUUGUGAGAUAUGAGACCCACGAGGCCGCCCAAAAGGCUGUGCUGGACCUGCAUGGCAAGUCCAUCGACGGCAAAGCCCUGUACGUGGGGCGAGCACAGAAGAAAAUUGAACGCCUGGCUGAAUUAAGGCGGAGAUUUGAGAGGUUGAGAUUAAAAGAAAAGAGCCGCCCUCCGGGUGUGCCCAUUUAUAUUAAAAACCUAGAUGAGAGCAUUGAUGAUGAGAAAUUGAAGGAGGAAUUUUCUUCCUUCGGAUCGAUUAGCCGGGCCAAAGUGAUGAUGGAAGUGGGGCAUGGCAAAGGGUUUGGUGUCGUGUGCUUCUCUUCUUUCGAAGAGGCUACCAAAGCGGUGGAUGAGAUGAAUGGUCGCGUAGUGGGCUCCAAGCCCCUGCAUGUCACCCUUGGCCAGGCCAGACGCAGGUGGUGAGAUCAGGAAUGUUCCAUUUGUUUCAGCCUUAGCCGGUGCCUACUUAGUUUGGGCUCCUUUGUGAUAAGGGGUUGUUUUACGCCAAUUCAUAGUUGUUGCUCUUUUUCUUUCUAAGUGAAUACUUUCUUUUGAAAAAAAAAAAGUGAAAUCAGAAAGCCUUGUUCAUUUUAGUGAAGAGCAUAAUUUCUAAUUGUAAAAUUGUCAUUUUGUACUAUCUUUUGAUAUAAUAUCCUUAGGAAUAUGUAGAAUAAACUUUAUUCUGCUGCAUUUUCCCCUUAUUGCUCAAGGUGAGGACAUUGUGUAUAUUUCUGCCCUUUUUUUUCAGUAAUUCUCGGCAUG
Messenger RNA from Ochotona curzoniae (black-lipped pika), 1493 nucleotides. RefSeq names its product poly(A) binding protein cytoplasmic 5 (gene PABPC5). Gene Ontology annotation, molecular function: RNA binding. The coding region runs from base 6 to 1154 and encodes 382 amino acids. Gene Ontology annotation, cellular component: ribonucleoprotein complex. NCBI's taxonomy places the organism in Eukaryota, Metazoa, Chordata, Mammalia, Lagomorpha, Ochotonidae. The record is from RefSeq and is a predicted model, not a curated record. The transcript has a single exon.